Messenger RNA from Telopea speciosissima, 351 nucleotides. RefSeq names its product succinate dehydrogenase assembly factor 1, mitochondrial-like. NCBI's taxonomy places the organism in Eukaryota, Viridiplantae, Streptophyta, Magnoliopsida, Proteales, Proteaceae. Gene Ontology annotation, cellular component: mitochondrion. The transcript has a single exon. The coding region runs from base 31 to 330 and encodes 99 amino acids. Gene Ontology annotation, biological process: mitochondrial respiratory chain complex II assembly. The record is from RefSeq and is a predicted model, not a curated record.
CGAGAGAGAGAGAAGAAGGGUUAUUAAACGAUGGGAUCAAAGGGUGGUGUAGUAAAGCUAUCAGGAAUGCAGAAGCAGGUGUUGGCGUUGUACAGAGGGUUUCUGAGAGCAGCUCGUACCAAAUCCCCCGAAGAGCGGAGUCGCAUCGAAUCGACCGUCUCCGGUGAGUUCCGCCGGAAUGCCAGAAUCGUGGAUCGCAAGAACUUCAUUUACAUUGAAUAUCUGCUCCGUCGUGGCAGCAAGCAGCUCGAUCAGCUCAAGAGCCGCGAGACCGUCGGAUUGUCUUCUUUUAAGAUCGCACCCAACUCUCAGUCCGACGAAAAAACCUAAGCUGUGUUUAGUUUCAAGAAC